AUGUCUCACAUUGUCUUUCUUUUCCUUUCCUUUCUGUCCAUUCUCUCGUUGUAUUACAAGUCGAAAUUGCUUGUACAUAUCUCGUUCAUUUUUCCUUUCUUCAUUCCUGCGUUUGUUGAAAGCGUUAUUCGACUUAGUAAAUUCAUUCAAAGAUAUAUUCAACGUGAUUAUUCUUUAUUUCUUCGUUUCCUUAUUUGUCUUUUGAACAAACUUAUUUGA
Molecule: messenger RNA, 219 nt
Organism: Adineta ricciae
Lineage: Eukaryota; Metazoa; Rotifera; Eurotatoria; Adinetida; Adinetidae
Source: the annotation of a GenBank genome assembly